CAGUAGAUGGCGCUGUUGUAGCGGCGUUAACUCAGUUAUAAGCGACAAAAACAACACGAAAACAACAGGAGCUCACUUUCUACACGAGGUCGCUUAUUCAGAGGAUUUGGGCUGCGAGCUGCCUUUGGUUUUUGUUUAAAAGAUGGUGAAUGUGUUAAAAGGAGUUCUUGUGGAAUGUGAUCCUGCCAUGAAGCAGUUCCUCCUCUACCUGGAUGAGACCUGUGCUCUGGGGAAGAAGUUCAUCAUUCAGGACCUGGAUGAUACACACGUUUUUAUCUUGGCUGAAGUUGUGCACAUACUACAGGAGAAAGUCGGCGAGCUCAUGGACCAGAACUCUUUCCCCAUCACCCAGAAAUAAACUGCACACACACUCCACAUUGCUCUUUCCCCUCUGUAUCUGGUGAUGAAAUGGAGACUAGACGUCCCACUGAAUUCCUGCUUCUCACAAACACAUUCAGCAUGCAGAGAUAUGCUUUUCUGCUGUAAAACAUUAGGUGUCCUGCUAAUGCAUCUUUAAGUUCAUGGAGAAUAUCAGUAUACUGAUUAGAGUGUCUGUGCAACACGUAUAAAUAUCCAUCCAAUGUUUUUUAUUUGUUGAUCUCAUUAUGGGUAGCAAGUUUGCCUCACACCUCCAGGGUUGGGGGUUCGAAUCCCACCUCUGCCCUGUGUGUGUGGAGUUUGCAUGUUCUCCCCAUGCUUCAGGGGUUUCCUCUGGGUACCCCGGUUUCCUCUCCUAGUCCAAAGACAUCGUGUAGGCUGGUUGGCAUCUCUAAAUUAUCCGUAGUGUGUGAAUGUGUGUUCUGUGUGAUUGUGCCCUGCGAUGUGGUGGCACCCCUUCCAGCAUAGGGUGUCCCCCGUCUUGUGCCCCAAGUUCCCUGGGAUGGUCUCCAUGACCCUGUGUAGGAUAAGCGAUACAGAAAAUGGAUUGAUGGAUGAUGACAUUAUUUAAUUAAAUUCAUGAGAGAUCAGAUACUCAGUUCCAUGGAUGUGCUUCUCGCAUAUCUUCUCACUUUAAACAUGGUAAAUGUUAUAGUAUUCAGAUGAAGAGUGUACUUUUGUACUGCAGUUUAAUGUUUUUUUUUUUUCUUAUGAUAAAGAUCUGAUGUCAGUGUCUGAGAAAUAAAUAAAAAACAAACCACGUAGGUUGUAAUAUUUAUACCAGA
Molecule: messenger RNA, 1163 nt
Organism: Pangasianodon hypophthalmus (striped catfish)
Lineage: Eukaryota; Metazoa; Chordata; Actinopteri; Siluriformes; Pangasiidae
Gene: gtf2h5
Product: general transcription factor IIH, polypeptide 5
Exons: 3
Coding region: 143-358 (71 amino acids)
Biological process (GO): transcription initiation at RNA polymerase II promoter; nucleotide-excision repair; transcription by RNA polymerase II
Cellular component (GO): transcription factor TFIIH holo complex; transcription factor TFIIH core complex
Source: RefSeq, a predicted model, not a curated record